AUGCGGCAAAUCGGGGCUUCUCACUUGGACGAUUUGUAUAGGGUUGCGCUGGAUAACCUUAGAAUGAAGGCAUGUACAGAGGCAGAUAUCGCUCUGUUUAGAAGUCGUGUAGUUGGUCGGGUUGUGCAGCUAUCAGAUCAGGACUUGGAAUUAUCUAGAGAUCUGUCUAUUAUCACUGCGUUGAAUUCUCACAGAGACGCUAUCAAUGAAGUGGGCUGUACAUUAUUCGCCCAACGUCACGGUGUUCCUUUGCAAGCGUUUUAUUCGGAAGACAGUUGGGCUGGAGCUGAACGAAAAGAAAGUUUGCGAGAUCAGCAGAAGGAUAGUGUUGCUUCUUUUGACCCAUUACGAGAUACCACUCACAUCAAUAGAGAAAUACAAAAUAUGUUGUGGGAGCUUCCUCCAUGUCUUACUGAUCAUCAUGCCGGUAUCUUAUACCUAUGUAAAGGUCUGCCGGUUUUGCUGAAAAACAAUGAAGCGACUGAGUUGUGCGCAACUAAUGGUGCUGAGGCGAAAGUGUAUGAUUGGCAUUCACAUCGUGGUUCUGGUGGUAAAAAUGUUCUUGAUGUUCUUUUUGUACAGUUGGUGAAACCUCCUAAAGAUGUAUUUAUUCAAGGAUUACCUGUCAAUGUUGUACCCAUUGUGCCGUGCAAGAUGAGAGUGAAGUGUAUAAUUCCAAUAGGAAGCAAAUCGGUAAAUAUAUAUCGGAGUCAGGUGAUGAUAUUGCCGAAUUUUGCGAUGACUGAUUUUGCAUCCCAAGGCCGGACGAGAAAUAUGAACUUUUGUCAUUUGAAAUACUGUCGUACUUCACAAGCUUUGUACACUUGCUUAUCUCGCAGCUCGUCUUUAGAGGGGACAUUUAUCAUCGAAGGAUUCGACGAGUCUAAAUGUAGGGGUGGUUUACCCAAUUCUCUGAGACAAGAAUUUCGCGAACUGGAAAUUUUGAAUUUCGUGACAAUGUUGUCUUUCAAUAAUACUUUACCGCUUUCUGUAUCGCUCUCAUAUAGAGCGGAGACUAUUAAAACAUAUGUUUCGAAUUUUGGAGCUCGACACGUACCUGAAGGUGUACAUCGUGCCUUGGAUUGGUCAUCUACUGGUUUGAUUCAGAGCGAAGGCAGCGCUGUCUCAUUUCCAGAUUCGUCUAGCGGUAGCAAAGUAAAGUCGGUUAAUGAACGCGAUGUGAAAAGGAAAAGAAAUGAAGAUCGUUUUGUAGAAGUACGGAGUAUGAGCAAACAAAAGAAGAGGAGAUUAGAUAAAAUGGAUGAUAGUGAACCGAAGGCACUGACAAUAUCUCAUCGGUUUGGUUUCAAAUGGGAUAGUAUUAAUUACAGCUGUGCGUACGAUUCGUUGUUAAUGAUACUAUUGAACUUGGUGCAGGACAACAGGCAAGCGGAAUAUGAUCUGAGACGAAACUUGAUUCGUGAUUAUCUUUCUAAUAUCAAUGCAGUUAUGUUUCCUAGAUAUGGUCAAACGUUUGCAGCAGUGUCGGAUAUAUUCGAGGUGUUAUUUACCGUGCCUAUGUCAAAUACGUGUACUCAAAGCGAUUGUAUGAAUUGUGGCAUGCUGAUACAGGGCGGUGUCGAGCCGUCAAUCGCGCGAUCAUGUCCUAUUUAUUAUCUCACUCAGGAAAGUUUAUUAAGGGCGUAUGAGGUUGAUACCAAUGCUGUUGUAGAGACUGUUGUGCGAGAUGUAUUUGAGGCACCCAGACAUGCAUUAUGUUCAUCAUGUAAUAAUAUGAUGGCUGUUCGGAGAGUGUUGUGUUUCAAUGUGCCGAUAAUAUGUGUCGAAGUCCAUUUAACUUAUGAUCUCUGCGUUAAUAUCAAAGUUGCGGGUGAGUUACGUUUGCGUGUGGGCCUUGAUCAUAGUAGCUGGAGGCUGUGCGGAGCAGUAUACCUGGGUAAUAAUCACUUCACUUCCAGAUAUGUUGAUGUCGAUGGCAGAUCAUGGUAUCAUGACGGUAUACUCACUGGUCGUGUAUGUGUAGAUGAAGGCCUGUUACAAAAUAUACAUAUUGGAUACCAUGGUACCUCAGUCGUUACUCAUUUGUUAUAUGUACAUAACUACACGGCUGAAUAG
Messenger RNA from Trametes versicolor FP-101664 SS1, 2076 nucleotides. RefSeq lists its product as uncharacterized. Lineage: Eukaryota; Fungi; Basidiomycota; Agaricomycetes; Polyporales; Polyporaceae. The transcript is spliced from 2 exons. The coding region runs from base 1 to 2076 and encodes 691 amino acids. The record is from RefSeq and is a predicted model, not a curated record.